This is a messenger RNA of Nerophis lumbriciformis (worm pipefish), 2347 nucleotides long. Its product is annotated as gap junction gamma-1 protein-like. Gene Ontology annotation, biological process: cell-cell signaling. Lineage: Eukaryota; Metazoa; Chordata; Actinopteri; Syngnathiformes; Syngnathidae. Gene Ontology annotation, cellular component: connexin complex. Gene Ontology annotation, molecular function: gap junction channel activity. The record is from RefSeq and is a predicted model, not a curated record.
CGCGAACGACCCACGACUGAGCCAGGAGCCCGCGGGAGCCACAAGGACUCCUCUGGAGCAGCAGAGCCCGGCACAAGGGGGGCCGCGACGGACUGCAUGGACUCGGGACUGAAGGCAAGCCUGCGGCGCUAAUUAGGACAACCUGGUGGAGCAAUUAAGUGUUCGGAGCCGAGGCGCGCGGUCGGGAGCGCACAAGUCUGUUUAGCUCCCCGGUCACCUUGGCACCAUGAGUUGGAGCUUUCUGACUCGUCUGCUGGAUGAGAUCUCCAACCACUCUACCUUUGUGGGGAAGAUCUGGCUGACGGUGCUCAUCAUCUUCCGCAUCGUGCUGACAGCAGUGGGCGGGGAAACUAUCUACUACGACGAGCAGAGCAAGUUUGUCUGCAACACGCAGCAGCCGGGGUGUGAGAAUGUUUGUUACGAUGCCUUUGCGCCGCUCUCACACGUCCGAUUCUGGAUCUUUCAGGUGAUCAUGAUCACUACUCCCACGAUCAUGUACCUGGGCUUCGCCAUGCACAAGAUUGCCCGCAUGGAAGACUCUGACUACCGACCGCUACGUAACCGCAAGAAGAAAAUGCCCAUCAUCAACCGUGGGGCGGUUCGGGACUACGAGGAGGCGGAGGACAAUGGCGAGGAAGACCCCAUGGUCGCAGAAGAGAUCGAAUUGGAGAAGCCAGACAAAGCAGAGAAAACUUCGGGAGAGAAGAAGCACGACGGACGGCGUCGCAUCUUGCGAGACGGCCUCAUGAAAGUCUACAUAUGCCAGCUGGUGUGGCGCUCCAUAUUCGAAGUGAGCUUCCUCUGUGGCCAGUACGUCCUGUACGGCUUCGAGGUGAUCCCCUCGUAUGUGUGCACCCGCUCGCCCUGCCCGCACACCGUGGACUGCUUCGUGUCUCGGCCCACGGAGAAAACCAUCUUCCUGCUGGUCAUGUACGUGGUGUCCUUCCUCUGCCUGGUCCUGACCGUUUUUGAAAUCGUCCACUUGGGCAUCGGCGGCGUCCGCGACAACUUCCGCAGGCGCAGCGCCCUCCGGUCAGUCGCGCUCUCCUCCUCGCAUGCCUUAGCCUCAGCGCCGCCCGGAUAUCACGCCGCCAUGAAAAAGGGAGAAAAAGUCGGGCUGAGGAACUCGCCAGCGGGCGAUUCUGGUAUGGACAGUUUCGGUGACGAGGCCAACUCAUCCCGGGACCUGGAGCGGUUGCGCAGGCACUUGAAGCUGGCACAGCAGCACCUGGACCAGGCCUACCACACGGAGGAGGGAAACCCCUCACGCAGCAGCAGUCCGGAGGUCCACACUGCAGCACAAACGCCGGCUGAGCAGAACCGCCUCAAUUUUGCCCAAGAAAAGCACCAAGAGGCGAGCGAAAAAGAAACACAUACCUGAAGCUGCUUCCUGACCCAAACUUCUGUGCCGCCAUUCCCACUGGCCUUUAUCACACUAGAUUGGGGAACAUCUGGGAAUGCAGUCUGACCACAGAGAGAGAAACAAAGUGCGUGUCUGAGGGGAAAACAAAAAAAAAAAGAGAAAGAAAUGUGCCUUUCAGUAUUGUGAUGUCUGUUGAGAAGAAUAUGGUUCAUCUUGAAAGGUGACUCCAAACUAACUGAGCGCACCCAAGGCAGAACGUGGUCGCGCUCGCCAGUUGUUGUUUAUUUGGCCCACACAUCCCAGUUGAUUCCUCGUGGUGUUGUCUGAGCUGCCACCUCCUCUGAUCACCUUCCUUUUUUUUACCAGACGAGGUUUGUUGAGGCUCAUCAAGCUGUUUCUCUCUUCAUUCCUCCAUGUUUCUCCCAAAAGGCCACAAUGUUUACCUGGGAAAUGCUUGAAUUUUUUACGGUGCAGAAAUUCCCCCCAAUUUUGUUGUUUUCAAUUACAACACUUCUCCUUUUGCUUUAAGUGGGAGCUUUCCCCCCGCCAGAAGGACGCUCCUAUAAAUGAUUCAUCAUCUCCAGUCUGGAAAAGUGGUUUUCUCUAAGCAGCUGCUAAUCCUGCUCAUCUGGGUGACAACUGCAUCCUGCUCUAACACAUUCCUCUUUGAUGACACAUCAUUUUCCAUCACUGGCACGCGUGGUCUGCCUUCAUGCUCCAACACGGACGCUUCGUCUCCCGAGUGACAGAACUGACCGUUUGAUCAGGUGAGCUGACGCUUUAUGCCGCCUUCUCCGUCACUUUAUAGAUGUUUGGACUGGAAGACGGAGCCUGCUACAUUGUUAAUCAUCUCACUUCUCUCUUUUUUUUGGUAUUUCAGUUUUAUAAUACAACUCAGUUUUGGAAAGAAAAAAAAAAUAACAGGCAAUUUUUGUAGUGUUAAAAUGUAGAGAUUAUUUUUUUUCUUGAGAGUUAAUAAAUAUA